AUGUCUCGCUUUCUGAGGCUCGUCCUAUUGUUAUGCUAUUUCUCAUCCCUCUCUCCAGCAUUUGGGGUCCCUUCCUCGCAAUCACCCUUGGUGGAGGACCUACCAGCAAUCUCGAAGCCCAACAUAUCCAUAGAGCUUUUCAAUGACCUGGAAGAGCUAUCACGCAUAGUCGAUAUUUCUUAUUGUGUCGGAGUGACAGGAAUAGGCAUUCAAAAACCUUUCCUAUGCGCGAGCCGAUGCCAGGAUUUCCCCAGCUUCGAGUUGAUAACGACAUGGAAUACAGGCCCCUUCAUGUCGGACAGCUGUGGAUACAUUGUCCUUUCUCAUCCUCCAUCGCCUCCAAGGAUUAUUGUGGCGUUCCGCGGAACUUAUUCAGUAGCGAAUACCAUCAUCGACUUGUCAACGGUUCCACAGGAGUAUAUGCCUUAUCCAGGUGACGAGGACGAGGCUGAGGACAAGCAUGCCAGAAGCUUGCGGAAACGAGCAAUAAAUCCGCAAAGGGCAGAAUGUACCAAUUGCACUGUCCACGCAGGGUUCAUGACCUCAUGGAGGCAUACUCGACCUCAUAUCCUACCCCAUCUCGAUGAACUCGUUCAGAAAUAUCCGGACUACCAGGUAACCUUGGUAGGACAUUCUCUCGGCGGGGCGGUGGCAGCUCUUGCGUCUCUUGACUUGGAGUCUCGGGGUUGGAACCCCCAAGUAACAACCUUUGGUGAGCCAAGAAUUGGGAACCAAGGACUGAUGCAAUACAUCGACAAGACUUUCUCGGAUCAUGGUCACACAGACAUCACUGGCAGGUACAGACGAGUAACACAUUGUGAUGACCCGGUGCCGUUGCUUCCUUUAACAGAGUGGGGCUAUCAAAUGCACGCUGGAGAAGUCUACAUUUCGAAGCCGGAGCUAUCUCCGGAGGCCAAGGACCUGAGAUACUGUGAGGGUGACGAAGAUCCAAAUUGUAUAGCCGGUGCGGAAGUCCACGACGAAGGUCAGAGCGGUCCGAAUAUCCCAAGCAUUGAACAAGGCGCCGAUAUAGAAGGGUUCAAGGACUGGUGGAAGGACACGAAGGGUCUUUUAACAGUACCGCCACGCUUUCGCAUAUGGCAAUUGUUCUUUGCUCAUCGAGACUACUUCUGGAGGCUCGGGCUUUGCAUACCUGGCGGAGAUCCCAGUGAUCGGUAUCGAGAGUAUCCUCAUGGUGAGGGAGGAGAGCUCUGA
Messenger RNA from Letharia lupina, 1215 nucleotides. RefSeq lists its product as uncharacterized. The record is from RefSeq and is a predicted model, not a curated record. Bases 1 to 1215 code for a protein of 404 amino acids. Lineage: Eukaryota; Fungi; Ascomycota; Lecanoromycetes; Lecanorales; Parmeliaceae. Gene Ontology annotation, biological process: lipid metabolic process. The transcript is spliced from 2 exons.